CAACUAAUCGCAUGCACAUCCUCGGCGGCGGCGCCCUCGGCACGCUGUGGGCUGCGCAUUGCCCCGCCGCCACGCUGCUGCUCCGGGAGGGCACCACGGCGCUGCAGGCCAGCCGGCUGCGCCUGCGUGUCCACCGCCUGCGUGCAGGAGAGGCGGCCGGCCCGGUAGACGAGGCACUCGAGGCGUGCGUGCGGCUCGAGCCGUCCUCCGGCAGCGCGACGACACCGAUCGGGACGCUCGUCAUCGCUACCAAGGCCUAUGGCGCCGCCGCCGCACUCGAGGGAGUACGAUCGCGCCUCCAGUCCGACGCGGUGGUGGUGCUUCUGUGCAACGGCGCUCUCAGCCUCGCCGACUCGCUGCAGCUGCCCGCGGGCGGCGCACUGCUCGUGGCGACGACGACGCACGGCGCCUGGCUCCACCCCCCCCGGCAGGAAGGCUUGCGAGAGGUGCAGCACGCCGGCAGGGGCACGACGUGGGUGGGGCCGCUGCUGCCGCUGCGGGCUGGCGGCGGCGGCGGCGGCGGCGGCGCGGCCAGAGUGGCCGGAGUGCCCGAAGUCGCGAGUUCCUCUUCCGCCGAGCUGGCAGCGGCUCGCUUCGCAGCGGCGGGCCUCGGCGCCGUCGUCGAGGGGGGCGGCCAGACGAGCCGGCGGUUGUGGCUGAAGCUCGCCGCAAACGCGGUGAUCAGCUGUAGCGCCGGAGUCCGUGUAGUUCACGCCAGCUGGCUCCUCUGUAGUUCACGCCACGCGGGGCUGUACUCGCACCCCCGACUUCGGUGCCCCCCCCCCCCCACCCAACCCCGCCAACUGGACCUGGAUGCCCCAGGAUUUGCCCCCGGGCGGGGGCCCCGAGGUGCAGCACCUGAAAACAGCCCCCAUGGGGAUGGUCGUUUCACCCCCCCCCCCCCCUAUUUUCGCUUAGGUGGAGCACCUGAACGGCUGGGUCGCCCGCCGCGCGCGCGAGCUCGGCACGCGCGCCGAGGCGAACGACGCGCUGGCGGAGCGGAUGCGGCGGGCCGAGGCGGCGAAGGGGCAGACGGGGGGAGGAGGGGAGUGGAGGGUAGAGCGGACUAACUAACGCGUGUCAGCCGAGGUUCCGAUGACGGUGAGUAAUCUCGGCCUGU
Molecule: messenger RNA, 1120 nt
Organism: Emiliania huxleyi CCMP1516
Lineage: Eukaryota; Haptophyta; Isochrysidales; Noelaerhabdaceae
Exons: 5
Coding region: 12-1070 (352 amino acids)
Cellular component (GO): cytoplasm
Molecular function (GO): NADP binding; 2-dehydropantoate 2-reductase activity
Source: RefSeq, a predicted model, not a curated record